This is a messenger RNA of Varanus komodoensis (Komodo dragon), 2585 nucleotides long. It is a transcript of the gene JPH3, whose product is annotated as junctophilin 3. Gene Ontology annotation, cellular component: endoplasmic reticulum membrane; junctional membrane complex; plasma membrane. The record is from RefSeq and is a predicted model, not a curated record. Gene Ontology annotation, biological process: regulation of synaptic plasticity. NCBI's taxonomy places the organism in Eukaryota, Metazoa, Chordata, Lepidosauria, Squamata, Varanidae.
AUGUCCAGUGGGGGAAGGUUUAAUUUUGAUGAUGGCGGGUCCUACUGCGGAGGCUGGGAGGACGGCAAGGCUCACGGACACGGCGUCUGCACAGGCCCCAAGGGGCAGGGGGAAUACGCCGGCUCCUGGAGCCACGGCUUCGAAGUGCUGGGCGUUUACACCUGGCCCAGCGGCAACACCUUCCAGGGCACCUGGGCGCAGGGCAAGCGCCACGGCAUCGGCCUGGAGAGCAAAGGGAAGUGGGCGUACAAAGGCGAAUGGACGCACGGAUUUAAGGGACGCUACGGGGUGCGCGAGUGCGCGGCGAACGGGGCCAGGUACGAGGGCACCUGGAGCAACGGGCUGCAGGACGGUUAUGGGACGGAGACGUACUCCGACGGAGGGACCUACCAGGGCCAGUGGGCAGGCGGGAUGCGGCAGGGCUACGGCGUGCGCCAGAGCGUCCCGUACGGCAUGGCUGCGGUUAUCCGGUCGCCGCUGAGGACGUCGAUCAACUCCCUGCGCAGCGAGCACACCAAUGGCACGGCGCUGCACCCGGACUCCUCGCCGGCGGUGGCCGGGAGCCCCGCCGUCUCGCGGGGGGGCUUCGUCCUGAUGGCGCACAGCGACGCGGAGAUCCUCAAGAGCAAGAAGAAGGGCCUCUUCCGGCGGACCCUGCUGAGCGGGCUCAAGCUGCGCAAGUCGGAGUCCAAGAGCUCCCUGGCCAGCCAGCGGAGCAAGCACAGCUCCUUCCGCAGCGAGGCCGGGAUGAGCACGGUCAGCUCCACGGCCAGCGACAUCAACUCGACCAUCAGCCUGGGCGAGGGCGAGGCCGAGCUGUCCGUCAUCGAGGACGACAUCGACGCCACCACCACCGAGGUCUACAUCGGGGAGUGGAAGAACGAUAAGCGGUCGGGCUUCGGCGUCAGCCAGCGCUCGGACGGGCUCAAGUACGAGGGCGAGUGGGCCAACAACAAGCGCCACGGGUACGGCUGCAUGACGUUCCCGGACGGCACGAAGGAGGAAGGGAAGUACAAGCAGAACAUUCUCGUCAGUGGCAAGAGGAAAAACCUGAUCCCGUUGCGGGCCAGCAAGAUCCGGGAGAAGGUGGAUCGCGCCUUGGAGGCCGCUGAGCGCGCCGCCACUAUCGCCAAGCAGAAAGCGGAGAUCGCGGCGUCCAGGACGUCCCAUUCCCGGGCCAAGGCAGACGCAGCGAUGACGGCAGCACAGAAAGCCCAGGAGGAGGCUCGGAUUGCCCGGAUCAGUGCCAAAGAGUUUUCGCCUUCCUUCCAGCACAGGGAAAACGGGCUUGAGUGCCAGCGGCCGAAGCGCCAGAACUCGAGCGACGACAUCGAGGUCCUCUCAACGGGGACGCCGCUGCAGCAGGAGAGCCCCGAGCUCUACAGGAAGGGCACCACGCCCUCGGACCUCACCCCGGACGACAGCCCCCUGCAGAGCUUCCCUGCCAGCCCCUCCUCCACCCCCCCUCUGGGCCCCUCCUGCAGAAACAAGAGCACGCACUUCUCCAGGCAGGUCUGCAUGGACGAAGAACGGGGUGGGGAAAUCCAGAUGCUGCUGGAGGGCCGCGGCAGGGACUAUAUGAGGCCCAACAGCUGGGGCGAAGACAAGGAGGGCGGGGCGCACGCUGUGCGAGGGGGGCCCUUGCGCAGCGGCCACCCCUGCUCCUCCGAAGACUACCGGGGCCGAAGCAGCGGGCACAGGCAUGCCGCUUCCAAUCACAAAUCGCGGGAGAAGUGGACAGAUCCCCCUGCCACGGUUUCGUGGUCCCAUCACCGUCCCCACCACCACGGCCCCGGAAGCAACAAGCUGCAGGAGCUGGACGAAGAGAAGCUGAGCAAUUACGAGAUGGAGAUGAAGCCGCUCGUGAAGAUGGAUUCGUACAUGCAAGAAAUGCACGCCCAGAAGAGACACUACAGUAAGACGGGGCCCAGCCGAAGCCUGGCGGACGACCAUCACGGCGACGACCGGAGCUUUGGGGUCCAGAGACUGAGGCCGAAGUCCCAAAACAAGGAGGGCUUCCGGCCCACGUCUUCUACCGAGCCGACGGUGCAGAAGCUGGAAAGUCUGCGGUUUGGGGAGAAAGGGGAGCCCCGCCUGUUGAGGUGGGACUUGACCUGCUCCCCCCCACAGAAGUCCUUACCUGUUGCACUAGAACCAGAGGAGGAGAAUACGGAUGAGCUCAAAUCCGGUGCGGGAUCGGCACCCAUCCUGGUAGUCAUGGUGAUCUUGUUGAACAUUGGAGUUGCCAUGUUGUUUAUUAACUUUUUCAUCUAACUCAAGACUGUCUUGUUUGCAAAAAUUAGCAGAUUAAUAAUAAAAAGGUGUACGAAUGGGGGAUAAUGAAGCAAACAACAAAGAACAAAAACAGAACCAGGAAAGAUGCGGUGUUUUUGAACUGUCCUGCGACAACUUCCAAGUCUUUUCACAGAAGAACAACAAACGAUUGAGUAUCACUCACAGUCUGCCUUUUUUCCUGGGUAAUGUUUUUGGAUUUUAGCCAAAAUUCUUUGCUUGUAUAACACGUAUGCUGUGUGGCAUGGCAGAAUGGUAACAGCACCCCUGUCCUCCCAGCACCAGUCAGGAUG